AUGUCUGGAAAGGGCAGAGGUGGUGCUGAAGGUAGUGCUGAUCCCUACAUCGCAUGCCACAUAGACUCCGAGUUUCGCUACAACCUCUUCACUGUUUUCUACAGCAUCAUUUUCAUUCUGGGCUUUGUUGCCAACUGCUACGUGCUCUGGAUUUUUGGCCGUAUUUACCCCACCAAGAAACUCAACGAAAUCAAGAUAUUCAUGGUGAACCUGACAGUAGCUGACCUGCUCUUCUUGGUUACGAUGCCAAUGUGGAUCAUUUACUAUCACCACCGCGGAGACUGGAUCAUGCCCGAGUUCCUCUGUAAUGUGGCUGGCUGUUUAUUUUUCGUGAACACCUACUCUUCUGUCGCCUUUCUGAUGGUCAUCACAUACAACCGUUACCAAGCCGUGACGAAUCCCAUUAAAGCUGCUCAGUUUACCACGCAGAGAAGGGGUAUCUACUUAUCAGCAGCUAUCUGGAUCAUCAUAGUGGGCAGCUCUGUGUAUUACCUUUUUGACAAUAAUACCAAUCAGGAGGAGAUCAAUUCACAGAAUUUCACACGGUGCUUUGAGGGCUAUGACCCUUCUAGCAGUGUUUCCGCUGUUCUUGCCAUUCACGUCAUCAUCUGCGUUCUCUUCUAUAUCAUUUUCCUUUUCAUACUCGGCUGGAAUGUCGUCAUUAUCAGGACCUUGUUCUCCAAAUCAGUCAAGCAAAGGGCGCUCUGGAUGGUUUGCACAGUGCUGGCUGUGUUCAUCAUAAGCUUUGUGCCUCACCACAUCGUGCACCUGCCCUGGACCCUGACUGUUCUGGAGCAGUGGAAGACGGAAGACUGUCAGUUGCGCCAACAACUCAAUGAUGCUCACCAGGUGACUUUGUGCCUCCUGAGCAUGAACUGUGUGUUGGACCCAAUUAUCUACUGCUUCCUCACCAAGAAGUUCCAGAAGCAUCUUUCAGAAAACCUGAGAAGUAUGAAAGGGAGUCGCAAGUGCUCCAGGCACACCACAGACACGGUGAUCGAGGGCACCAUUCACCAGGAGGACGCCAUCAGGAUCUAG
Molecule: messenger RNA, 1038 nt
Organism: Opisthocomus hoazin
Lineage: Eukaryota; Metazoa; Chordata; Aves; Opisthocomiformes; Opisthocomidae
Source: RefSeq, a predicted model, not a curated record